AUGGCGGCAGCAACCGAAAACCACGAUACAUCUGUGCCUAACGAUGAAGUUAUGAGCGACGCCUACGGCCGUGGCAACAUUGGCGAAUCAGGCGAACUCGAGGAUCAGCCCAAGACCGAGGAAGAGUACGCGCAAGCCGUUCUCACUCUACGAGCUAUUGUUUCCUCCAAGGAGGCUGGUGUGAUCAUCGGCAAGGCUGGCAAGAAUGUUGCGGAUUUGCGCGAUGAGACUGGUGUCAAAGCCGGUGUUAGCAAGGUUGUCCAGGGUGUUCAUGAUCGUGUUCUCACCGUCACUGGUGGCUUACAAGGAUGUGCUCGCGCCUACUCUAUUGUCGCAAAAGGACUUCUUGAAGGUGCUCCGCAGGUCGGAAUGGGUGGCGUUGUCCAGAACAACGGAACUCAUCCUAUCCGCUUGUUGAUCUCUCACAACCAGAUGGGCACUAUUAUCGGUCGCCAAGGUCUCAAGAUCAAGCAUAUCCAGGAUGCCUCUGGUGUCCGCAUGGUCGCACAGAAAGAAAUGCUACCACAAUCCACAGAGCGAAUCGUGGAGGUGCAGGGAACGCCCGAGGGUAUUGAAAAGGCUGUUUGGGAGAUCGGAAAGUGCCUCAUUGACGAUUGGCAACGAGGAACAGGAACAGUGCUGUAUAACCCCGCCGUGCGUGUCUCGGUUGGUGGUUCCGGUCAACCCAGUCACAAUGGAGACAGAACCGGCGGCAGUUACGGUGGUGGACGCUCUUACAACCGAACUGGCAACGGAGCAGAUUUCAGCGAACCCAGUGGCGGCUACAACCGUCGUGGCAGCGGUGACAACGCCAACCGAAGCAUUCCAAUGGUCACUGAUGACGGCGAAGAGGUCCAGACACAGAACAUUAGCAUCCCUGCAGACAUGGUUGGUUGCAUCAUCGGUCGGGGCGGCAGCAAGAUCAGUGAAAUCAGACGUAGCUCUGGAGCGCGAAUCUCCAUCGCCAAGGCACCCCAUGAUGAAACUGGGGAGCGCAUGUUCACGAUCAUGGGAAGCGCACAGGCUAACGAAAAGGCCCUGUAUCUUUUGUACGAGAACCUUGAGGCUGAGAAGAUGCGCCGUAGCCAGCAGUCUCCUGAGUAG
Molecule: messenger RNA, 1104 nt
Organism: Talaromyces marneffei
Lineage: Eukaryota; Fungi; Ascomycota; Eurotiomycetes; Eurotiales; Trichocomaceae
Exons: 2
Coding region: 1-1104 (367 amino acids)
Biological process (GO): 3'-UTR-mediated mRNA stabilization
Cellular component (GO): nucleus; cytoplasm
Molecular function (GO): mRNA 3'-UTR AU-rich region binding
Source: RefSeq, a predicted model, not a curated record